AUGUCUGGUCUCAAGGUCGGCGAGCCGUUCCCCGAGAACGUUGCUUUCCAGUACAUCCCACACCAGGAGGAGACUGCCGACUUCAAGGUCUGCGGUAUCCCCAUCAAGUACGAUACCGCCAAGGAGUUCAAGGACAAGAAGGUCGUCAUCGUCUCCAUCCCCGGUGCCUUCACUCCCACCUGCUCCGCCUCCCACCUGCCCGGCUACAUUGAGCACAAGGACGAGCUCAAGGCCAAGGGCGUCGACCAGGUCAUCUUCCUCGCCUACAACGACCCCUUUGUCAUGUCCGGCUGGGGCAAGGCCAACAACAUCAAGGACGACUUCAUUGUCUUCGCGUCCGACGCCAACGCCGCCUUCUCCACCUCCAUCGGCUGGAACCACGGCGAGCGCACCGCCCGCUACGCCAUCGUCAUUGACCACGGUAAGGUCGUCUACGCCGAGAAGGAGACUGAGCUCCAGGGCCUCGAGGUCUCUGGCGCCGAGCCCGUUCUCAAGGCUCUGUAA
Colletotrichum orchidophilum is the source of this 504-nucleotide messenger RNA. Its product is annotated as redoxin. The coding region runs from base 1 to 504 and encodes 167 amino acids. The transcript is spliced from 3 exons. Gene Ontology annotation, cellular component: cytoplasm; mitochondrion; peroxisome. NCBI's taxonomy places the organism in Eukaryota, Fungi, Ascomycota, Sordariomycetes, Glomerellales, Glomerellaceae. Gene Ontology annotation, biological process: cellular response to oxidative stress; cell redox homeostasis; hydrogen peroxide catabolic process. The record is from RefSeq and is a predicted model, not a curated record. Gene Ontology annotation, molecular function: thioredoxin peroxidase activity.